AUAUAAAAUGGGAGCGAUCAUCCGAGGUCCAACUGCAUGUAUGCUGUUAUUAAACAUUGGAUAGUUUAGUUUACGAGUACAAUAUACUAAUUCAUGAAAUAAAAUAAUUACAAUAUUUCUUAAAUUCCAAUAGAGAGGAGUAUAAAACAACAUCAAAUAUAAAUACUCAACAUCAAACCUCAAAAUUGUAAUUGUUGUACUUCCACCCCCUAAUUCAGUACAGGUGUCCUCCACCUGGAGGGAUCUGACCACGUAACAGCCGCGCGUGCUCCUGUUGCUGUGGCAACGCAUGUUUGAGACAUACUUCUCCGCGUGCUAACUGGUGUGCUAGUUAGCUAGCUUCUCAAAGCUCCGUCUCUCAGUAUUGUAUACACACGAUGGUGAGCAAAGAGUCCUCUAAAUAUAUCCACCACAACAAUGGUGCACUGACUCCAGUGACGUCAUUAACUAUUUGCUACCUAGCGGCCUACGAUCACGAUUAGUUGCUGUGUGCAUUUCCUGUUAUGCUAAGCUAACGCUAGUGUGUUCAGAGAAGAAGAUGUUGUCAUCGGAGUGACAUUCAUGAGAGGCAGACGGGUUGCUGCUUCUCCACAAUAACAAUGCCACCCAAAAGCAAAGGCUCAAGUAAAAAGCCUGCGAAGGUCAAAACGCCCACACUGAUAGAUGGAUUCACCAAGGAGGAGCUGUCCAAGGAGCAGAUGGAAGAGCACAUUGUGCGUCUUCGAGAGGAGCUAGACAGAGAGAAGGAAGAGAGAAACUACUUUCAGCUGGAGAGGGACAAGAUCCACACAUUUUGGGAGAUCACAGACAGUAAACUCGAGGAGGUUAAGGCAGAAAAGAAGAAUUUUGAUACAGACAUAGAGGAGGAUGAGGGGCGCCACCAAGUAGAGGUCAAGGUGUAUAAGCAGAAGAUGAAGCACCUCCUGUGUGAACACCAGAACACAAUAUCUGAGUUGAAAGCAGAUGGUUUAGUCCACACACAGGCGGUCCAGGAAGAGCAAAACAAAUUAGAGACUGUGCUUCAUAAGGACAUGAGGGCCGUCAUGGUCGACAUGCAGGAGCUUGACAAUGAAAACCUUGUCAAGGAGCUUGAACUGAAACACCGUGAAGAAAUGACUAAAACAAGUGACAUCUUUGAAAAGCAAAUUUCAGAAGUCCAAGCCAAAUAUGAGAAAAAGAUGGAGUUGCUGGUACAAGAGCUGGACAACAUAAUGAAAAAUGUGACCUGUGAGAUAGAAGAUCAAUGGAACAGCCACAUCAACACUCUAAUAGAAGACCACAAGAAAGCCUUCAUGGAAGUUGAUGCACUGUUUAUCGGCAUGAAACAGGAUUUAGAUAUGAACGAGUCACUCAAGGCACAAAAGGAAGGGAUGCACACAAAACAGAAGGAGAAGGACCUGGUCUGCCUUUUGCAGGAGAACAAAUAUCUGACAGAGCUUCUCUCGAAAGUCAAAGAGGAGAACGCGGACAUUGAGAGAAAAAUGAAAUACUUCGUAUUGGAAAAGGAUGUCAUUGAAAAGGUUAAACAAAAGAAGCUGGAUGAACUGAAAUGCGAUUAUAAGACACUGGAACAGAAACUCUGCAAGCUUCAUCUAGAAAGGGAUGAGCUGGAGAAGACGUUCACUCAGAAUAUUCAGCAGGUGCAGGAUGAAGGAGAUUGGAAGAGCAUGCAGCUGGAAAGGAGGCUGGAAGGUCUGAUAGACAGCCUGGAGAAGACGCAGGCGCAGCUCCUCUCUGUGCUUUCUGCCUCGAACAUGGACCAAACUGCUCUUCAAGGGGUCACUAACAAAAUUGAGACAAAUCUGGACUCCAGUAAUUAUUCCAUCAAGAACUUGGAGUAUAAAAAAGCUCAGCUUUCCCAGGCCCGUAAGGAUUUGCUGCUGACCUACGAAGCUAAGCAAAGGGCUCUUGGGCCUGUGGAGGAGCUUUGUUUAAAGCCAUUUGAGGUCAGCUGCUAACUGGGAAGUCAAUCAUUGACCUUGGGUUUGUCCCAAAAUGAGACGCAAUGAAUCCAAAGACUGACCCAUUAAUAGUAAAUCUCACUUUCUUUGCAUAAGCCCUGUUUCUCAUGGUGUUCUUUGAUAUAAAUUACUUCACUCCAUUUGAACUAGUUUGUUUAAGAAAAUAGACUAUUUUGGAAUAUUUAUAAUUUUUUCUUUUAUUCUUUCAUAGAUGGUUCAUAUGGAUAACAUUGGCUGUGUCUGUCAAUAUAUAAAGCUGUAAUAAUACCAAAAUGAACCUAUAGUUAAAUACAUUUAAAUAUGUGAUUUAAAAGAAGCUUAACAUAAGAGUCAAAAGCUGAAAUGGCAGUUACUGAAACCUUUACUUACUCUAGCUCUACAGGACUAGUAGAGCUGUUGUUUGUUGUCAUCAUGGCUGGUCUUCCAUCUCUAUUAUUUGCAUGCUGUGUUCACCGAAUCAUUAAAGAUUUUAAUGACGUAAUAGUUUUUAUACGGUAAAACAGAUUCUCGUCUCAGCUCCAUUGAGACCAAAUGUGUAGUUACUGUGUUUUGCUCCUUAAGGAAUAAGGAGAAAAGUGCAUUCCUGUUAAUCUCGACUGGUGUGAAGUGCUGCAAAAGUAAAUGAGCUGACAACAAACAACAAUCAGAAUAUGGGCUGCUCUGCUGUGGUCUGUUAGAGUUAGACGUGUCUGACUGGUUGAUGGAGCAUUUUUACUGCAAGAAGAGCCAUGCAUGACUUGCUUCUCCAACUAGCAGUUCAUAUAUUUCAAUAAUAUCACGUCAUAUUUAAAAAGCAGAUAAUCUUCUAUAUUUAGGUUAUUUGUGCAAUCUGACUGUACUUCAAAAGGGAUGUGUUUAUCGCCCUCUAUACACAUUUACAGUGUGGUUAAGUCCUUUACAGUUCUGGUUAUAAUUAUUUCCGUAAAUGAUGUACCAGAAUUACAGCAAUGAUUGUUUUUGCAUUUAUAUUUAUCUGUUCUCAGAAUGGAUAAAUAUACAUGAUGGUGAUUGUGGCCUUGAUGUCACUCUCAAAACUAAAGUGGGCGUCAUUCUAGGUCACAUUAGGGGACACAUAUACAAUCUUAUUGGUUAUAAAAAUAUUUGUGCAUAAGGUGGAACCAAAUUAUUAAUUUGAGAACUGAUAAUUACCUCUUGGAAGGAAUGUUCGUAAGUAGUAGCAACGGUUUUCAGUACUGCUCAACACAAUUGAAUUUGAUUGUUGGAGUAUGCAAUAUGUAGAAGAGGGACAUUUUAUUUUGACGUUUGUUAUUAGAUUUAAUGGAGAAAAAAAAAACAAGUUGCUGAAAGGGUGUGUUAUUGUCAAGUGGUUACUACUAAACAUUGUUGUAAA
Molecule: messenger RNA, 3312 nt
Organism: Cyclopterus lumpus (lumpfish)
Lineage: Eukaryota; Metazoa; Chordata; Actinopteri; Perciformes; Cyclopteridae
Gene: drc4
Product: growth arrest-specific 8
Biological process (GO): flagellated sperm motility
Cellular component (GO): motile cilium; Golgi apparatus; microtubule
Molecular function (GO): microtubule binding; small GTPase binding
Source: RefSeq, a predicted model, not a curated record